This is a messenger RNA of Nannospalax galili (Upper Galilee mountains blind mole rat), 677 nucleotides long. It is a transcript of the gene Mrps33, whose product is annotated as mitochondrial ribosomal protein S33. Gene Ontology annotation, cellular component: mitochondrion. Lineage: Eukaryota; Metazoa; Chordata; Mammalia; Rodentia; Spalacidae. The record is from RefSeq and is a predicted model, not a curated record. The transcript has 3 exons. Bases 109 to 429 code for a protein of 106 amino acids.
UGUCAGGUUACCAAGGUGCUCAUCCCUCCUCUGAAUGUUGUCAUGCUUUGUAAAUGAGGAUGUCACUCCAGGGAGAUACAGGGAAUCUUGCCUCUUCCUGCUCAAGAAAUGUCUUCGCUUUCAGAAUAUGCACUGCGCAUGUCUCGUCUGAGUGCCCGGCUCUUUGGUGAAGUGGCCAGGCCUACUGAUUCUAAAUCUAUGAAAGUGGUAAACCUGUUCAGUGAGCAGCCCUUGGCCAAGAGGAAGGAAACUCAUGACUGGUAUCCAAAUCACAACAUGUAUUUUGCACUCAUGGGCACACUCCGUUUUCUUGGCCUCUACAGAGAUGAGCAUCAAGAUUUUAAGGAAGAGCAGAGGCGUCUAAAGAAGCUCCGUGGAAAGGGGAAACCAAAGAAAGGAGAAGGGAAAAGAGCUUCAAAAAGGAAAUAGUGUCAGCUCACCAAGAAAGAAAAUUUCCUCCUCAGUGACUAAGAGAAGAAAAUGUAUUUAAUUUAUUUCUCAUUUUAGAGGAAUGUGGCCUUCCUCAAUGGACAUCAUCCUAGUAUUCAAGUCCAAUUCAGUUAAGUUGUGAUUGGUUUCUUGAACAUAUUCCAGUUGUGCAAAAAUAUUUUGACCUUGGUUUUGUAAUCUGAAGUCUACCUAAUUCUUAAUGAAAUGAAUAAACUAUUGUUUAGUGA